AUGAUCGUGGACGACGACGACGGCUGUUACAUCCAGAAGAAACCACCCUCUGGGGUGGAGCUGCCCACUCUGUCUUCUUCCGCCGCACCCAAACCUGAGCGCGCCCGCAGCAACACGUCCCAGGCCAAGCUACAGGCCAAGCGUCGCGUGGUGCGCAUGCUCAUGGUCAUUGUGGCGCUCUUCUUCGUUUGCUGGAUGCCGCUGUACGUCGUCAACACGUGGAAGGCCUUCGACGCGCGAAGCAUUGUGAGGGCGUUGUCUGGGGCUCCCAUCUCCUUUAUCCACCUGCUAUCCUACACCUCGGCUUGCGUCAACCCCGUCAUCUACUGCUUCAUGAACACGCGCUUCCGGAAGGCGCUGCUCUCCACCUUCUCCUGCGCCUGCUGCCAGAGUGCCUGCAGCAGAAGGAAGGAGCGUAACCCCGAUGACCGCUUCACCGCUAUGUCCACCGCCACCUCCAUGGCCACAUCCAUGUCCAAGAUCAGCUACACCACAGUUAGCUCCGUGGCUACGUGCUAA
This is a messenger RNA of Knipowitschia caucasica, 519 nucleotides long. The record is from the annotation of a GenBank genome assembly. Lineage: Eukaryota; Metazoa; Chordata; Actinopteri; Gobiiformes; Gobiidae.